CACACACACACACACACACACACACACACACACACACACACACACACACACACACACACACACACACACACACACACACACACACACACACACACACACACACACACACACAAAACACACACACUCACACAGAGAGACAAACAGCAACCAAACAGUAUUAGGGACAGACACAGCAACGGCCAUUGACAGAGACACAACUCCAUUCUCCAUUAUGAUACAAUGCAACUGACAUGACUCCAGUCCUGAAAGAGAAGCCGCGAGCCCUGGAGAGGUUGUCCUGCAGACUGCUGGUUUAGCAGAGCCAUCUUCACCCUCCAAGGUGAGAGAUGGACCCCCAGGUGAUGGUGCCUGGUCAGGCUGAACAUGGACUUCUUCUGCUGGGGCAGCUGGAGAGGAUGUGGGGGGCCAGGGAACUGACUGACGUGGUUCUCCUGGCCGAGGGCAUUCCAUUCCCCUGCCACCGGGUGGUGCUAUCCGCCUUCAGCCCUUACUUCCAGGCCAUGUUUACCUGUGGUCUGAGGGAGACCCGUGGAGGUGAGGUGCCUCUCAGGGACACUCCUGCCCAGAGCUUGGAGCUGCUCCUGGGGUACAUGUACCGCGCCCAGCUGCCUCUUUCCCACGACAACACUCAGGGAGUGGCUGCUGCUGCCUUCCUGCUGCACAUAGACGGGGCAUUCAGGUUGUGUCAGAGCUACAUGUUGGACAGCAUGGAUACUUCCAACUGUGUAGGACUGUACCACUGGGCCAGAGACCUGGGGGCCGCUGACCUGGCAGACCUGGCCCUGAGAUACUUGUGUCGUCACUUUGCCCAGGUGUGUCAGGAAGAGGAGGUGUUGGAGUUGGACGCCCAGAGUCUGGGGGGUCUGCUGGGUUCAGACGACCUGAAUGUGACCCAGGAGGAGAGCGUUCUGGAACUGGUGCUGCGCUGGGUGGAGAAGCGCAGGGGAGAUGAGCAGAGUGAGGCCCAGGCCGUGGAGCUCCUCAGGCGGGUACGACUGGAGCUGAUAGACCCCAACUUCCUCAGGAGGGCCAGGAGGAGAAACCCGGUAUUGCUCCGGGAUGCGGAAUGCUUCGGGAUGAUUGACGCGGCUCUUCAGACUUCUUAUCUCUCUGUGGCGGCUGCCCCUCCUCGCCCCACCCUGCGUUACGGGAUGGAGACCACAGACCUGCUCCUCUGCCUGGGGGGGACUGAUGAAGGGGGCGUCCCAGCCCGCCGGGGGGGUCAGGCUGACCUCAGCUUAUGCUUCGCCCCCCAGGCCAGAAGGACGUACUACAUCCCCUCUCCAGUGAAGGGGACAGGGACGAUCACGGCAGGGGCAGUGACAAGGGACAACAGCAUAGUGGUGGCUGUAGAAGAGGAGGACGAACACAGGACCAAAAGGCUGGGGAUGUACAGGUAUGAUCGGUCUUGUGAGGGCAGCUGGGAGGAGCUAUGCUGGGUGGGGUACAGGGACAUGUAUGCCCUGGCGGCACUAGGUGAUGCCCUCUACCUGCUGGGGGGACAGAUGAAGGUCAGGAACCAUUACAUCAUCACCAACAGUGUUGAGAGGUGGUCGCUGAGAAGGGGCGGGUCCUGGCUGAGCUUCGCUCCUCUGCCUCUCCCAUUGGCCUGUCACUGUGUGGUCAGCCUCAAGGACCACCUUUACGUGCUGGGGGGCUGGACGCCACAGUCGGACCGUCCAGACGAUGAGCCAGACAGGCUGAGUAGCCGUGUGUUCCAGUUUGACCCAGGCAAGGACCGUUGGAUAGAGUGUGAGAACAUGAGAUACUCACGCUACCGCUGUGGAGUCGCUACACUCAAUGGAGAGAUCUACAUGCUAGCAUUGAAGGUCCCCAAGAACACAGUGGCCUCCAUCAUUCCUAAAUGGAAGAAGUUUGGAACCACCUAGACUCUUCCUAGAGCUGGCCUCCCAGCCAAACUGAGCAAUCAGGGGAGAAGGGCCUUGGUCAGGGAGGUGACCAAGAACCCGAUGGUCACUCUGACAGAGCUCCAGAGUUCCUCUGUGGAGAUGGGAGGACCUUCAAGAAGGACAAGCAUCUCUGCAGCACUCCACUAAUCAGGUCUUUAUGAUAGAGUGGCCAGACGGAAGCCACUCCUAAGUAAAAGGUACAUACAUACAUGACAGCCCGCUUGGAAUUUGCCAAAAGGCACCUAAAGACUCUCAGACCAUGAGAAACAAGAUUCUCUGGUCUGAUAAAAAACAAUAUUGAACUCUUUGUCCUGAAUGCCAAGCGUCACGUCUGGAGUAAACCUGGCACCAUCCCUACCGUGAAGCAUGGUAGUGGCAGCAUCAUGCUGUGGGGAUGUUUUUCAGCGUGAGGGACUGGGAGACUAGUCAGGAUCGAGGCAAAGAUUAACGGAGCAAAGUACAGAGAGAUCCUUGAUGAAAACCUGCUCCAGAGCACUCAGGACCUCAGACUGUGGUGAAAGGGGUUUACCUUCCAACUGGACAACAACCCUAAGCACACAGCCAAGACAACGUAGGAGUGGCUUUGGGACAAGUCUCUGAAUGUUCUUGAGUGGCCCAGCCAGAGCCCAGACUUGAACCCAAUCAAACAUCUCUGGAGACAUGAAAAUAGCUAUACAGCGACGCUCUCCAUCCAACCUGAUAGAGCUUGAGAGGAUCUGCAGAGAAGAAUGGGAGAAACUCCCCAAAUACAGGUUUGCCAAGCUUGCAGCUUCUUACCCA
Oncorhynchus keta (chum salmon) is the source of this 2690-nucleotide messenger RNA. RefSeq names its product kelch repeat and BTB domain-containing protein 12-like. NCBI's taxonomy places the organism in Eukaryota, Metazoa, Chordata, Actinopteri, Salmoniformes, Salmonidae. The transcript has 9 exons. Bases 327 to 1889 code for a protein of 520 amino acids. Gene Ontology annotation, molecular function: protein binding. The record is from RefSeq and is a predicted model, not a curated record.